Ornithodoros turicata is the source of this 2010-nucleotide messenger RNA. Its product is annotated as beta-galactosidase-like. The transcript has 4 exons. Gene Ontology annotation, cellular component: vacuole. The coding region runs from base 30 to 1991 and encodes 653 amino acids. Gene Ontology annotation, biological process: carbohydrate metabolic process. The record is from RefSeq and is a predicted model, not a curated record. Lineage: Eukaryota; Metazoa; Arthropoda; Arachnida; Ixodida; Argasidae. Gene Ontology annotation, molecular function: beta-galactosidase activity.
GUUCCUAGUGGUGGAAGAAGAAGAAGAAGAUGAGGUCGUGGCGGAUCAUAAGGAUAUUCUCCUAUGGCACAAUCGUUCUAUUAUUCUUCCUAAUUAUGAGACAUAGUGGAAGCGAAGAGGUGCAACGUACAGUGCCCUUUUCGUCUGAAACCGUUCGAUCUUUCAUCAUCGACUACUCCAACAACCAAUUCCUCAAGGACGGCAGAGCCUUCCAGUACAUCGGCGGAGAAAUGCACUAUUUUCGAGUGCCCAGAGAGUUGUGGAAAGACCGGUUGAAGAAGCUCAAGGCUGCGGGUCUGAAUGUUGUGCAGACAGUCGUCGAAUGGAGCGGACACCAACCCGCACAAAAUAGAAUCGUCUUCGAAGGCAACUAUAAUCUAAGCAGCUUCCUCAAAGAGGCCCAGAAGGUCGGUCUUCUCGUCACUCUACGUCCCGGGCCUUAUAUCGGUGCCGGCAGAGACAAUGGCGGGUUCCCGUACUGGCUCUCCACUCGAGUUCCCAGGGAGAAAUGGCGGACAUCGGACGAUCAGUUCUUGGAUGUGCUGGAUAAAUGGCUCGAUAUUUUACUCCCAACAGUGAAAACGUUUCUCUAUGAAAACGGAGGUCCCGUUAUAAUGAUACAGCUAGAAAGCGGCAGAUGCGACGGCAUCUACAAAAAGCAUAUCUUCCAAGUCUUCAGGGCUUACCUCGGUCGCUCCGUCCCGUUAUUUACGGUCGGUACGGUACAGCAGUUCCCCUGCAGCAAAAUCGGAGGCGCCCUGACGACCGUCAACGUGGGCGUAAAGAAUUACGCUCAGUGGGACUUGAACCAGACAAGGCGCGCUAACGGUGGCAAAGGUCCAGUCGCCGUUACCGAAUACCGCACCGGCUGCUUCGAUACGCACAAUUUUGCUCAUGCACCACUUGACAUAGGAGCCGUUUUAAAGAACCUCGAUACCAUACUGAAACACAACGCUUCCGUGGUGUUGUACAUGUUCCAUGGUGGCACAAACUUCGGCUUCAGCAACGGCGCCACGGCUGCCUCUCCUCACGUGACUAGCUACGACUAUCGCGCACCCCUGUCCGAAGCGGGUGACCCGACGGUACUUUACUACGAAAUACGACGCGUCAUCUCCAAGUACGUGCCGCUCUUGCCCCUCACUGAGGAAGUGUCAGCCGCUCCUAAGCUGGGCUUCGGGCCCAUUACGAUGCUGUGUGGUCCGUCUUUACGAGACGUCAUGAGAUACUUCAGAAACGAAGCGUCGCUCAAAAUAACUGAGGCCAAGACGCCGUUGAGCUUCGAGGCGAUUGGCCACGGCUACGGAUAUGUGCUCUAUGAGACCCCACUUCCUACGUUCUACGGUUCCAUGAAGUUGAGUAUUCCCAAGAUGCGGGACAGAGCCUAUAUCUUCGGAGACAGCAGCGUGUACGUUAUGCAACGUUCGAAGACUGCUGUCCAUCUGAAGCUGAGGAACGGGCCGCUGAGCAUUCUAGUGGAAAAUACCGGAAGAUACAGCUCCGGAAAAAAUGUUGGAGAGCAAAAGGGUAUCCUGUCCAACGUCUCUCUAGGCGAGCACGUGCUCAUCAACUGGACUAUGCAAGCCGUUCCAAUAAACGAACAGCGAGAUGUGAAUACAUUAUUCGCUUUCAUCAAGAGCUCGGUGGGUAGCGAAGACUGCACGGUGCCGCGUUUCUUCUUCGGUAGUUUUAUAUUGGAGGAAGGACAAGAGCCAUUGGACACGUUCCUGGACACCGAAGGCUGGACCAAGGGAGUUGCCUUCCUCAACGGCUUCAACUUGGGACGUUACUGGCCAGUGGUUGGACCGCAGGUGACACUGUAUGUGCCAGGAAGUGUUGUCUUGCCCUACCCGCAAGAAAACUACCUCGUUCUCUUCGAGACUGAAGGGCUCAGGCUCCCCGGCGCCACAGUAAAGUUGGUCACCGUACCGAGGCUAAACGAUCGAACGACACUGUACAAAGCAAAAAAUGUUGUAUAUGUGGUAAAUGUAUGAAUACAUUAUGUGUCCUAGG